AUGGGUCGUGGAGCUGGCGGUCCUCCCCGUGGUGGUUACGGAGGAGGUUUCCGUGGCGGUUUCGCUGGCGGCGCUCGCCCGGCCACCUGCUACAAGUGCGGUGGACCCAACCACUUUGCUCGUGAUUGCCAGGCCCAAGCAAUGAAGUGCUACGCCUGCGGCAAACUGGGCCACAUCUCCCGCGACUGCACCGCUCCCAACGGCGGACCUUUGAACACUGCCGGCAAGACUUGCUACCGUUGCGGCGAGACCGGCCACAUCUCUCGGGACUGCACGCAGGCUGAGGUCAACGGUGAUGCCGCCGCCUCUGCCGCCGCUGCCCCUACCCCUGCUGCUCCCGUCCCGGCUGCAGCACCCACCACUGCCGUCGCUUAG
This is a messenger RNA of Alternaria atra, 375 nucleotides long. RefSeq lists its product as uncharacterized. Gene Ontology annotation, molecular function: zinc ion binding; translation regulator activity; mRNA binding. The coding region runs from base 1 to 375 and encodes 124 amino acids. The transcript is spliced from 2 exons. Gene Ontology annotation, biological process: positive regulation of cytoplasmic translation. The record is from RefSeq and is a predicted model, not a curated record. NCBI's taxonomy places the organism in Eukaryota, Fungi, Ascomycota, Dothideomycetes, Pleosporales, Pleosporaceae. Gene Ontology annotation, cellular component: cytoplasm.